AUGGCUGCUAAAUUUGUGAUCUUUGCUGUUCUUGCCUUGUUCGCUACACAAGCUCGUGCUGGUGGUUAUUCUACCUUUGCCUCUACCUUUAAUGCUCAUACCAUCAAUCAUGCUGUAGCCUAUCCUGCUGGCGCUGCUAAAGUAGCUGUUCCCGCUGUUGCCGCCACCCCAGCUGCAGUUGCUGCUCCUAUACCAGCUGUACCUCCUACCCCAGCUGCUGCUCCCACUCCUGCCGCUGCCCCCACUCCAGCCUCUGCUCCUCAAGCUCCCGGUACAAAUCCUGCUGGUCAAGCACCUGCCCCUACUACUGCCGCACCAGCUCAAGUUCCUUUUGCUGCUGGUAAUCAAGUAGGAUUUGCCACACCCUUUGGUUUCGCUGCUCCUGGGAAAUUAGAUUUCCCAGCCGCUCCAGUAGGUUUUGCUGCUGGCCCUGCUUAUGCUGCCUAUGCUCCUACUUAUGGUGCUACCCCUGCUUACGCCGCUCCUGCCUAUAGCCCAGCUUAUGCUGCUGCUCCUGCUUAUGCCGCAGCUGCCUAUGGACCAGCUUAUGCUGCUGGUCCUGCUUAUGCCUCCGCUCCUGCUUUUGCUCCCGGUUCUGUAGCUUUUGCUGCCCCUGGUAAAGUUGGUUUUGCUCCCUCCUCAGUAGCUUUUGCUUCGGCUGUCCCUGCUCCCGCCCCUGUUAAUUUUGCUGCAGCCCCCUCCAAAGUAGCUUUCACUGGUCCAGCUACCUUUGCUGCCGCCCCCUCUUAUGCUGCCUGGUAA
Messenger RNA from Lucilia sericata (common green bottle fly), 762 nucleotides. Its product is annotated as classical arabinogalactan protein 4-like. The transcript has 2 exons. The record is from RefSeq and is a predicted model, not a curated record. The coding region runs from base 1 to 762 and encodes 253 amino acids. Lineage: Eukaryota; Metazoa; Arthropoda; Insecta; Diptera; Calliphoridae.